AGGGCAGCUCUUACCCAUCCAUGUCUCCGGAUCCUCUUGGCUCGAUUGCUUUGACCUGGCAGUCUGUGCCUGGCCAAUCUGCAAUCUCCGCGUAUGAGCACCGAUCGCCAGUGACUGAUCACCAUGGCAACCAAGCACCGGAGGCGUCUAAGAGUAACGGGAGAGAGCAGCGGGGAUGCAGCUGGGCCUAGCCGCGGUGCUCAGGCAGGGAAGUGUAGUUUUAAGAAAAGAGGAACUCGGGAAAUAUCAUGGAGAAGUCUCUUGGUAUGGGGUGUUCUCUCCGUCAUUAUGGCAAUCGCUGUCAUAUUCCUUCUAUGGCUCUAUCCCAGUGGCGACGUGAUGGAGGUCCUAGCUGCGCAGCGGGAAACCCUGCAACACAGGUUUUACCCAGUGCCUUGCUCACAGGAUUACAAUAACCACAAGAUGUUUACAGGGUGCACCCCACUGAAAUGUGGGAGAGCGGUGACAGAUGCUGUUGUAACGCAACAGGAAGCCCAGAGAAUGCUGAGGAUAGCUGAGGCUGGCUUUUCCCUUGGAGGCUCUGACGGAGGGGCUUCUAUUUUAGACCUGCACUCUGGAGCACUAUCAAUGGGAAGGAAUUUUGUAAAUAUGUAUCGGUACUAUGGGGAAAAAAUGAAAGAAAUCCUGACCGAGGAGGAUUUACAGCUGUAUCGGGAUAUCAGGCUGAGAAUCCAGCAGGAAAUUGCGAGAACAUUCAGUCUUGACGCCACUUCUCUGUAUCUUACAAAACCCACUUUCUUUUCCCGUAUAAACAGCUCUGAAGCGAAGACCACUCAUGAUGAAUACUGGCACCCCCAUAUUGAUAAGGUGACCUAUGGAUCAUUUGAUUACACAUCCUUGCUGUAUCUGUCUGACUACUCUAGAGAUUUUGGUGGAGGGAGAUUCAUUUUCGUUAAUGAAAAGAUGAACAGCACAGUGGAGCCUAGAGCUGGCCGCCUUUCUUUCUUUACAUCAGGAUCUGAGAAUUUGCAUCAUGUGGAAAAAGUGAGCUGGGGCACCAGAUAUGCCAUCACCAUCUCCUUUACCUGCAAUCCAGACUACAGUAUCAAGGACCCUACGUGGACUUAGCACUGUUUCAUAGCUCCGACCUUAUGGCCAUUCCUGAAUGUAUCACUGUACUUCUGCCUGGCCUGGGCUGGCAAAGUAUUAUGGAUAAAAGAACGCAUGCGACUCAACAUUGUACACAAACAUAAACGACAUGGACACAGCAGCAGAGACCUUAUAUGGAUAUAAUAGAACAUCUCCAGCAUCUUCGGGAACUACUCCGCAGAAGCCCCUCUGGACAUGAAACAACUGCUAUAACCCCUGGUACUGAAAUAAAGACAUUUACUUUCCAGCCAACCUCUACUCAGCCACUAUUUUGUUGUUUACUCUAGUAUUGGACAAAAUCAGUAGCAUGCACAGAGAGUACACAUUGGGGGUCAUUCCGAGUUGAUCGCUCGCUGACUAUUUUUGCAGCGAUCAGGUGAAAAAAUUGCAUUUCUGCGCAUGCGUAUGCCCCGCAAUGCGCACGCGCGACUUACGGGUACAAAGCUCUUUGUGGUUGUGCUCAGGUUCUAGCGAAGUUUUCCUUCGCACUGGCGGCCACAAGAAGAUUGACAGAAAGGGGACGUUACUGGGUGUCAACUGACCGUUUUCAGGGAGUGUUUGUAAAAACGCAGGCGUGGCUGGGCGUUCGCCGGGCGGGUGUAUGACGUCAAAUCGAAUAGGCUGAAGUGAUCGCAAGCGCUGAGUAGGUUCAGAGCUACUCUGAAACUGCACAAACUGUUUUUGUAGAGCUCGGCUGCACAUGCGUUCGCACUUCUGCUAAGCUAAAAUACACUCCCCAGUGGGCGGCGGCAUAGCGUUUGCACGGCUGCUAAAACUAGCUAGCGAGCGAUCAACUCGGAUGACCCCCAUUGUGUGAAGCAGCCCUUAAUCGUAUUUUACUCUUCUGUGCAACUGUAUAUUUGUAAUUUUGCACAAAAUAGCUAUAAGAAUAUUGCUCUAGUGGGAAUGAUCCAAUCAGAACUGAAGAUCUCACUGUUCAGUAUGUUUUGUGGAAUGUUUUUCACCUUUUUAGUUGGCAUUUUUCCUGUCUCCAAACACCAUGUACAGUACCACAUGUAUUCAAAAUAAGGGAUUGGGUAAAAGGCGGGACAGUCCAGACCGGCUACCUACAGUACAGUGACCUUUGCCACAGUGGAGCUUGUAGUGCGCCUCCCUGUCUGGGGUAUGUCUGGGAAGGCUGUCACCGGGGAUACGGGAAGGGAGAGAUUACAGCCUCCCCAUAUGGUCCAGGGAUGGGGUAAAAACCAGAACAGUCCGGACAAUGCGAGAAGGCUGUAAUCUCUCCCUCCUUAGUGACAGCCUUCCCAGACACCCCCCAGGCGGGAAAGCCCCCAACGGGGACGCAAACUACAAGCUCCAAAGUGGCAAAGGUCACUACAUAGAGACAGUCUGGUCAAGCCUUUCCGGGUCCUGGACCGUUCCAGUUUUUACCCAGUCUCUAAUAAUAAUACUAUGUAAGACUAAAAGUUUUAUCCAUUGAUUUAACAUAUAAUAUUAUGCUGCAUUACAGAUUUCAUGUGUACACGGACUUGAAAUGUUAAUCCUAAGUAGAUUCAUUGCUGUUGUAUAGCCCCCUAUAUUGAUUAACAUGCAGAAAUGUAUUUAUAUUAUAGAGAAAUGAUUCAGAGGUUAUGCAUAAAGAUUUAAAAAAAAAAAAAAAAAAAAGCAUUAGCACCAGUUUCUCUAACGUCCUAGUGGAUGCUGGGGACUCCGUAAGGACCA
Molecule: messenger RNA, 2793 nt
Organism: Pseudophryne corroboree (corroboree frog)
Lineage: Eukaryota; Metazoa; Chordata; Amphibia; Anura; Myobatrachidae
Gene: OGFOD3
Product: 2-oxoglutarate and iron dependent oxygenase domain containing 3
Exons: 9
Coding region: 124-1089 (321 amino acids)
Cellular component (GO): membrane
Molecular function (GO): iron ion binding; L-ascorbic acid binding; oxidoreductase activity, acting on paired donors, with incorporation or reduction of molecular oxygen
Source: RefSeq, a predicted model, not a curated record